Messenger RNA from Cuscuta epithymum, 6801 nucleotides. NCBI's taxonomy places the organism in Eukaryota, Viridiplantae, Streptophyta, Magnoliopsida, Solanales, Convolvulaceae. The record is from the annotation of a GenBank genome assembly.
UACAAAUGCCUAUAACCCCAUCUUUGGCAUUAUUGAGCUAAAUAAUGGGAGUAGGAUUUUCCUUCUAAAAUAUCCAUCAAGUAAAUUAUUGGGAUGAGCCUACACAUAUUGGAGAUCAAUAAUGUGAUUUAAUAAGUUGACUUGUUCUAAAUAAAUUAGGAUGAGUACAAAAAGGCAUCUUUGACAAAAGAUAAAACAAUAGGACCCAUCUUCCUAAUUUUGGAAGUAUUGGUAGAUGUUUUGGACCCCAAAUUGAUUGGGAUCACUUGGGGAGCACCCCACACCUUCUUGGCACCUGCAAAAUAAAGAGAAUGAGUUAAAAACCUUGGUUGGGGCGGACAAAAGGAGAGGGAGGCUGAACAUGACAUGUUUGUGAACCAAAUGGACCCUCUCCCCAUUUUUUUGAUUAAGGUAUCUUGCUCAAUCAUCCCACAUGCCAACCCACUCCUAUCCUUUGACUUUUGAGGCUAAGUUAAGGACAAGAUAACACUUCCCCAGCUCCCAUUCGAACUCCCCAAGAUAAGAGGGAAGAAGAGAGCCACACAACCUAAAAGAGCAAGGAGAAAGCAAACUGCCCGCAGGUUUUUCCUCCAGUGCAAGGGUUACUUGUUUGCUUCAUAUCUCGAGUUAUACACAUCCAAAUAAGGCGUACGAGAUACCAACAGAAAGCUCUCAAGACGAGGAAUCCGUGAAGGUCUGGUUUGCAUCAAUCGGAGUAGUGGAAGGCUUCCAAAUUGACCGAGCAAAACACGACCUCGCAGGAAACGUUUUUGUAUUCAAAGAAUCGAGUUAGCCGGAAAACACCCGUUCUAGGGGCUAUUUUCGUAUCAACAAUUCGGGGUUGAAAUAGCAACUUGAGGAGGCUGUUUAGCACCCAUUUUCAAGCAAUGAACUAGUUCCCAAUCUUCCUUGGCCGAGGCUUUGGUCAUUGGAUCGAGAAGGGAGGUUUUAAAGCUCAUUUGAGGUGAGGAUCGACAUCUAGUUGCUUACAACUUGUAGGUUAAGCAUAAGAUUACCUAAAUGCCAAAAUAAUGUUUUCCAUGGAUUAUGAUGAUAAUUUAUUGAUGGAAUAUUGAUCUAUUUUCCAAAGAAUGAAAUGGGAAAUGAUUUGGUAAAGUAUUGAUAGAAAUGGAGUUAAAUGAACUAUUGUGUGAAAUAGGCAUUUUACUCAUGUGUGAAUUGUGUAGAUACAUAAAUGAUUAUUUAUGUAUUACAUUGAAUGAUUAAGUUGCUACUACAUAUCUCUAAAUAUGUAGGGUUUUACAAAUGGAAUAUAUGAUGGAUACGAAUAACCUUAAUAGUAUUGAAAUACUAGUUAAUGAUUGUGGUAAUUGUUAAGGGAAUUGAAUCUAAGGAUUUCAUUAUAAUUGAUGUGCUUGAUUGUGAUGCAAGUGACAAAUUUGAUGUAAUGUGAUGCUAAGACCAUGGUUGGGCAGUCCGUAGGGAUGUCCCAAAAUAGAUUAUUGAUAUUACAAUUCUAGGCAUAGUGAGUGCUUAGGAAUUGGGGUCUAUGCCAAUGUAAGGAGAUGUACUUGAGCCCGUGCUCAUAGAAUUGCAUUGGGUAGACAUGAUGAGGUGAUUGUUGUGCAUGGUGAUGUAGUUGAGUUGGACUCAAGAAAUGCACGGUGGAGUAGUUAGCUUAUGUUAAUUAAGGUGCAUGGUGAUGUAGUCGAGUUGGACUCGAGAAAUGCACGGUGGAGUAGUUAGCUUAUGUUAAUUAAGGUGCAUGGUGAUGUAGUCGAGUUGGACUCGAGAAUGCAAACAUAUGUGUUAGGGUUGAACCCUAUGUAUUGUUGUGACUAGGGGUCACGGGAUUUUGGGGUAUGUUUGAUAAACAAACCUUGGGCCUACGGGCCGACUACUUGACUUUAUAUAUAAAGUAAGUAUAUUUUAAAAAGGGGUAACUUGGGGUUACGGCCUAGAUUAUACUAUCACCCUAUUUGAGGGUCUUGUGUUUGAAAUACUUGUUGUAUAUCUAUUAGAUGCCAUCCACACCAGCACUUUAUAGCCCUAUAGAGUGCUGACCCCUUCGGGGGCGUCCCACCACCAUUUUUCAGGUUGAGGCUAGAGCUUGCUUCCUGUGCUCGUUGCUCGAGAGAUCAUCUAGGAGCGAAGACUUGGUUCGUGCUUCCUCCAUUCGGAUUUUAAACAUUAAUAAACAUGCUCAUGGAUAUUUUACUAUGGAGCCUGCGUGCUCAUGAAUAGCCCGGUGUGGCCUUUUUGUUUUAAACAAUGUUUUCCGCUGCAUUAUGAAUUACUUAUUAUGUUUGUUUAUGGAUGGCUUACGUGUGAAUGAUAUUCGAGACGCCUUGUAUAAUAUGAAUGUGUUGGACUGCGGUUGACUAUUCGUAUUGUACGGCGGGUUGUUGACGUGUCCGGGGAGGUCCGGGGCGUGACAAGCCCUGCAUUAGUGAUCCGGGCCAUUUAUUGAAAGGGAACUGUUCGCUCCAGAAGUGGUCCGCCAGAUGAGAGGUGUGAGCGAUCGGGCUGCCCCAAUCUAAACCGGGCAAGAGGAAUUCCUCAUGCCUGGGCAUCUGAUUUCCGUUGCUUGGAGCCUUGGACUGAGGAGAUACUUUGGCCGGAGGAGAGGGAGAUUUUCCGGCCUCAGGUGGCUCAAUGGACUGAGAUGUCAUCACUGUGGCCGAGGUGUCGUGGACAGAGGUGGGUCCACCUACAUUAAUUUUCUUUUGACUGAAUUUGACCAAGAGGUUAGCUGCUUGGAACGAGGUGAAACUCCAGUUAAGGGUGUACUCUCCUCACCGAGGUGAGGGUCUCCUUUAACCGAUAGAUACAUCAGCCGAUGCUCCUGUCUGAUUUUUUGACCGAGGUGGGGGUCUUCCACCCUGAUGCAGCAAGAGGCUUCUCUCAGUCGAUGUGCUCCAGGAGUCCUUACUUUCAAUGUGUUGUUUCGUUUGACCGAGGUGGUGCCUAGCUGAGAUGAUGCUGGAUUGCUGGUGUGCUCCUUCCUGGCUCCAGGCCUCCAGGCCUCCAGUGUAGGGAGUUUCCACCUUCUUUCUUGGAAGUUGCCAAGAGGCAUCUCACACCUUCUUGGAGGUCUCCAACAAAUAAAGAUGGGAGAAGAUAUGGAGAUAACUAUGGAAGCAUGGAUGCAACUUCCUCUUGUCUCCAAAGUAGCCUAUAAAUAGAGUGUUCUAUUGUUGUUCAUAUCAUCAGUUUAGAAAGUGAGAAAAGUGUGUGAAGAGUGAAAUACACUUAGAGUAGAAGUGUAUUGGUGAGGAUUGGUUUUUUGUAAUAGUUGAGUGUGAGAGUUUGCUCCUCCUAUUGUAAUUCUGUUCUUGAUAUUGAAUAGAAGAAUUUUCCAAUCCCAACAAGUGGUAUCAGAGAGAGGUUGAGUUUUCAUACACUGUUUUCUCAUUUUCAGAUAAAUUUCUACAGGUUAGAAAAUCGUGAUUUUUCAAGUUGCUCGGAAUCACGAUCUGAUCAUACCGUUAGAUUCGUCUCGUCGAGACGAAAAAUCUGGUAUUUUUGGGGAAUUUUUUGGCCACCGGAAGAGGCCGAACGCACCGCCCAAACGCGCCGGAAAACUGCCUGCGUCAUCAUUGCGUCAUCACGCAGUCCAGAGGAAGAAGACGAGCCACGUCAGCGCCACGUCAGCCGCCACGUCAGCGCCACGUCAGUCCACGUAAGCGCCACGUCAUCCGCCACGUCAUCCGUGCAAGCCAUCCUCUGGGUGCCACGUCAGCGCCACGUCAGUGACACGUGGCGCCACAUCAGCGCCAGCGCAGUCCAGCUGUUGCCACGUCAUCCGCCUGCUGGUCUGCCCACUGGUUUGUUGCUUGAACCGGACCGAACCGGUUCGAAGUUGUGGAGGCCGGUUCACCUAUUUCCAGACCGGUUUUGGACGAGGUCAGACCGGUUCCUACCAUUUUCGGCCAUUCCGGAUCCAACGGUGAGCUCCGUUUGUCCAAAUUCGGCUCCAAAAAUAAGGUACGAGAUAUUUUGAGCGUUUUAUUAUGGAUAAAUCAUCAUCGGACACCAUGAUUGCGCUCACUUCCACAAAUUACAAUAUGUGGAAGCCUCGGAUGGAGGAUUUGCUAAAUUUGAGGGAUUUAGCCGAUCCUCUUGAUAAUAAUGGCGUGAAACCGGAUAAAAAGACGGAUGAAGAAUGGACAAAAAUGAAUAGAAAAACUGUCGCACAAAUUCGACAGUGGAUAGAUCAUAGUGUGUUCCACCAUGUUGCGCAAGAACAAAGUGCUUACACACUAUGGGAGAAGCUUGGUAGCAUGUAUCAAGCAAAAACCGCCCGAAAUAAGACGUUACUAAUGAGGAGAUUAGUAAACCACAAGUUACGAGGAGGUAUUUCGGUGUCAGAACACACCAGUCAAUUCCAGGAUCUUGUGAAUCAGUUGAGCACCACAGGAUGGGUUCUCAAAGAUGAAGAGCAGGCGAUACUACUCUUGAGCUCUCUACCUGACAGCUGGGAGACUCUUGUUGUCACUCUCAGCAAUUCUGCCCCCAAUGGCAAAGUGACUAUGCAGAUGGUCACAGAUGCCCUUAUGAACGAAGAAGCCCGAAGAAAAGAAGCCGGGACUGAACAAUCAUAUGCCUUCGUGUCAGAAACCAACAGACGAGGGGGAGGCAGAAAUGGAGGAAGAAGUCGAGGUCGAGGUAGAGGCCAAGGUCAAAACAGAGGAAAUUCUCAAGUUCGCGGCCGAUCACAAGAACGAGGUAUGUCCUGUGAAAACAAUACUUGGUUUGAAGGAUAUUGCAACUAUUGUGGUAAUUAUGGGCAUAGAAAAAGAGAUUGUAGAAAGUUUCUACGAGAACAGCCACAAACGAGUCAAAAUACUAGCCAAGAAGAUGGUGAGGCCAUGGUUAGUUUGUCAUCAGACGUGUGUCUUGUUACACAUGGUGAACAAGAAUGUUUACACGUAGGUACUCAUGAAGUUGAGUGGGUGAUUGAUACAGCCGCAUCAUUUCACACUACUCCACACCAGAACUUAUUCACAUCUUAUAAGUCAGGAGACUUUGGAGCUGUGAAGAUGGGAAACACGAGUUUCUCGAAGAUUGUUGGCAUUGGUGAUGUGCACAUAACAACCAAUGUCGGAUGCGCACUUGUGUUGAAAGAUGUUCGACAUGUUCCGGAUCUUAGAUUGAAUCUCAUCUCCGGUACAGCUCUGGAUCAGCAAGGAUAUCUUAACCGAUUCAAAGAAGGUAUGUGGAAGUUAUCUAAAGGUUCAUUGGUUGUUGCAAGAGGCCAUAUUUGUGGUACUCUUUAUAAAACUCAUGCAAAGUUAUGUCAUCCGAGUCUCAAUGCUAUUGAAGAAGAGAUAUCACCAAACUUGUGGCACCGGAGGCUAGGCCACUUGAGCGUGAAGGGAUUGACAACUCUUGCAAAGAAGGAAGUCAUUUCCAUGGGCAAAGGUGUUGCCCUAGAUCCAUGCGAGCACUGUCUAUUCGGGAAACAACACAAGAUUUCCUUCAGUUCUACCAGGAAGAACCAUUUAGAGUUACUCAGUCUUGUACACUCUGAUGUAUGCGGACCCAUUGAAGAGGAGUCACUUGGAGGAAGCAGGUAUUUCGUGACAUUCAUUGAUGAUGCAUCACGAAAGGUAUGGGCUUAUUGUUUGAAGAGUAAGGAUCAAGUGUUUGAUCGCUUCAAAUUAUUUCAUGCCAUGGUAGAAAGAGAAACAGGGAAGAAGUUGAAGUGUCUACGUUCAGACAAUGGAGGAGAGUACACUUCCCGAGAGUUCUCAGCAUAUUGCGCUGCAUACGGAAUCCGGCAUGAGAAGACGGUUCCACGAACUCCGCAACACAAUGGUGCAGCCGAAAGAAUGAAUCGGACCAUUAUGGAGAAAGUUCGUUGCAUGCUAAGUAUGGCUAAACUACCUAAGCCAUUCUGGGGUGAAGCUGUGCUGACAGCUUGUUAUCUUAUAAACAGGUCACCUUCUGUUCCUUUAAACUUUGAAGUGCCAGAGAAGAAAUGGUCAAGAAGAGAUGUUUCUUACUCUCACUUGAAAGUGUUCGGGUGCAAGGCAUUUGCACAUGUGUCCAAGGAGUUGAGACAGAAGUUUGAUCUCAAGUCAAACCCAUGCAUCUUCAUCGGGUAUGGUGAUGAAGAAUUCGGAUACCGGUUGUGGGAUCCCGAAUUGAAGAAAGUUGUACGAAGCAGAGAUGUUGUAUUUCAUGAAAACGAGUUUCAUGGGCGUGUUCCAAUAAUCCGCCAACAACAUACUCCAGAAGACGAAGUGUCUGUAUCAUCAAACAUUCCUCUCAGCGACGAGGAGAUGCAUGAUACUACUGAACAAGAGAGUGAUGGUUCAGUAGGUGAUGAUGAUACUCACAGUGAUGAUAUUCCUCAGCAGGGGGAGCCUUCAUCUGAAGACGAAGCUGAGGGUACUCAUGUUCGACGUUCUAUGCGAGGCAUAAUUCCACAGAGAAAGUAUUCCACGUCCGAAUGGAUACUUGUUGCCAGCGAGGGGGAGCCAACGAGCAUCGCAGGUACGAGAGAAAUAAAGAAAAAGGUGGAGGGGGAGAUUUGUAGGGAGUUUCCACCUUCUUUCUUGGAAGUUGCCAAGAGGCAUCUCACACCUUCUUGGAAGGAGGUCUCCAACAAAUAAAGAUGGGAGAAGAUAUGGAGAUAACUAUGGAAGCAUGGAUGCAACUUCCUCUUGUCUCCAAAGUAGCCUAUAAAUAGAGUGUUCUAUUGUUGUUCAUAUCAUCAGUUUAGAAAGUGAGAAAAGUGUGUGAAGAGUGAAAUACACUUAGAGUAGAAGUGUAUUGGUGAGGAUUGGUUUUUUGUAAUAGUUGAGUGUGAGAGUUUGCUCCUCCUAUUGUAAU